CUAUUAGUGUGGGGGAAGUCCCACAUCUGUAUGGGUAUAAAACACUUAAGGAUGUCUGAGUUCAGUCAGUUAUCAGAGAAUCUGAACCAACAGCCUUACCCAAAAUGCCACUCGUCAAGCUCUACUUCUCUCCUGCACUGCUGCUCCUGGUCCUCACCUGUCCUCUGUGGCAGGUCAGCCAGUCUUUGCCAGUGAUGAGUAAUGGACAAUUGACAGACUCCUGUGGUUUAUACGCAAAGACACUUUUACAGAACAUCACUGCUACACUCAAACAGAAUAACCUGUUCAGUGGAAUCGACUGCUCGAAGCAGAGUGUUGAGCUGAACAUGGAGACUAACACAGCAUCUGUGUGUGCUCCAAAGAAAUCAACAUGCUCAGGAAUCGUUAAGACAGAAUUUAAUCAGAAAUCAUGCCUGACAAACAUCGGGGAGGAUCUACAGCACUACUACAAACUGCUAGCUGCUCAGCCGGAUCCUGACAGUUUACUUGGUCCAUCAGUUCUGUCCAGCCUCAGAGAACUCAUGAAGAACUGCUUUGCAUGGUCUCUGCCAACUGACAUGGCCUCCAACGAGGUUGCUGCAAACCGUCCGAGCACCUACGAUGAAAGACUGAGCCUCUGCAAAGUGCUGAAGGGCUUCCAAAUCCGCACCAUCACAAUCAACCGAGUCAUUUCAUACAUGAAGUCCGGUGAACACACUAAAUGAGUCAUUGAGCUCUAACAGAUCAGUAGUUUUAGAAAGCUAUAUAGAACCACGUUACAUACAAAUUACAUAAACGACAUUAACAAUUGACGUUGGAAAACAUUUUCAAUAGCUACAAAUUUCUCAUUUAUGUAGUGAUGUAACUAAUAUUUGACAUCAAAAUGAUGUGUUAAAUUACUUUUUCAUAAAGUGUAUUAACAAGUAAUGCUAUUUAUUUAUUAAUAAUAUUUGUUUUAUUCUGGACUAUUUAUUUCAACUAUUUAUUGUUAUAUUAUUCAUUUGUUUUUAAGAAUCAACUAAUAAAUAUUUUUCCUGCAUGAAUCCUGCUGAGUUAU
This is a messenger RNA of Larimichthys crocea (large yellow croaker), 1036 nucleotides long. Its product is annotated as interleukin-12 subunit alpha. NCBI's taxonomy places the organism in Eukaryota, Metazoa, Chordata, Actinopteri, Sciaenidae. Bases 105 to 704 code for a protein of 199 amino acids. Gene Ontology annotation, cellular component: extracellular region. The transcript has 7 exons. The record is from RefSeq and is a predicted model, not a curated record. Gene Ontology annotation, molecular function: growth factor activity; interleukin-12 receptor binding. Gene Ontology annotation, biological process: immune response.